Molecule: messenger RNA, 525 nt
Organism: Didymodactylos carnosus
Lineage: Eukaryota; Metazoa; Rotifera; Eurotatoria; Philodinida; Philodinidae
Source: the annotation of a GenBank genome assembly
AUGUGUAGUCCGAGAUGUGCUCUACCAAAAGAAACAAUACUCAUGAAUGAAACAAUGGCAAGUGGCAAAAUUCUUAAUUUUAACGAUCAUCAAUAUACAAAAAAACGCUCAAAUAAAUCAACUGAUGACUGGCGUUGUCGAAUUAGAAGUUGUAAUAGUAUAAUUGUAUUAGCUCGUGAUGCUUCGACAGUUAUUCAUCCACCAACAGAUCAUUCACAUAUACCAGCAAAAGUUGAUAAAUUGAAAAAUAUGUGCAAAAAACGUGCAAGAGAAGAAACAACACCAAUAUCCCAAAUUCAUAAACAAGAAUCAGUUAAAUGUAGUUUAACACACAAUGACAUAUCAUUUUUACUGUCAUAUUUAUCAAUUGAUUCAUCAUUUUAUCGUGAACGAUUAAAAAAUUAUCCAGAAUUACCAAAAUCAGUGUCAGAUAUUACGUUAACUGGAAAGUGGGGUACUGUACCGGGACGAAACGAGAGUAAUCCGUUUGCUAAAAGUAAUAUGCUAUUUUUUCUCCAUCAAUAA